CGAGGCCAGCCUGAGUUCAGAAGAUCCCCGCAUGGCACCCGAGGCUACUCCCGCGAAGAAGGCCAAGUGGAGCGCCGCGCGAAAGAAGGCCGCCAAGGAGACCCGCUCGGCGGCGGCGGAGGAGGCGAGCGGCGGAGGCGGCGCCAAAAGACGGCGCUUCGCGGCGUCUGGCCGGUUGGUCCUCGCGGGCGCGGAGUGCGGCUACUGCGGCGCCUCAGCCACGUGCGAGGUUGACCCGCAGGAUGAGUCGGCCGCGUACUGCCGCCGCUGCUGGAGCGAGUGGGAGCAGGGCGAGGAGGCGGAGCGGGCGCGUGAGGUCGCCGCCGCGGACUCGGCGCGUCGGCGCGAGCGCGCGGCGGCGCGCGGCGGGCACCGCGAGGAGCAGCAGCUGAGCGAGGGCGUCGUGCCGGGUAUGCUGCUGCAGCGGCGGCGGCUGUUUGCGCUGCUGCUCGAGAGGCGGGAGGCGGGCGUGCUUCUCGAGGACGUGCCGCGGCUGCUGUGGCCGAGGCUGCGCCGCGAGGGCAUCACCUGGUCGGACGCGGAGCUUCGCGGCCUGCGGGCCUGCACCGCCGACUUUGUGACGACGGCGCGGCCCGACGGAGGCGGGGGCGGAGUCGUGCUGCGGCUGGCGGAGCACGUGAGCGCGCCCGGGCCGGCCGCCGGGCUGGCCGCGCCUCCGCGAGUGCUCCUCAUCCUGGACGUCAACCACCUGCUCUGCGAGCGGCACCCGUGGAGCGCUCCCCCGCCCGCCGAGUCGGACCUGCUCGCCCACGCCCACACCUACCUCAAAGGGAACGCGCUCGUCUGGGAGCGGCCGUGGGCGGCCCAGUUCAUCGAGUGGUGCAUGCGCCGCUUCGCGGUGGCCGUCUGGUCGUCGGGCAAGCGCAAGAACGUCCUCCCGAUCGUGGCGCGCCUCUUCUCCUUCCGCCGCUGCCAGGCGCACCUCCUCUUCACGUGGGCGCAGGAGGAGUGCACCAUCGACACCGGCACGAUGGUCUCUGCAAGCAGUGGCGCCGCCGGGCCCGCGGGGGGGGCCGGCCCGCUCAAGCCGCUGAUCCGCAAAGACCUCGCCCGCGUCUUUCGGCACUGGCCGGCCUGGGACGCGAGCUGCACCGCCAUCGUCGACGACGACCCGCUCAAGUGCUCGCACAACGCGCCGCACACCGCCGUCCACCCGGCAAAGUGGCGCGCGCUCGCCCCGCCGCCCGGCUCCGCGCAGGAGCUGGCGCCGCACGGACCGCUCUGCGCGUACCUCGAGCGGCUCGCCGCGGCAGCUGACACGCAGGCGUUCAUCCGCGAGACGCAGUACCACGCGCCCACACCCGCGCCCGCGCCCGCGCCGCCGGCGACGGCGGCCGCGCCGGAGCCAGCGCCUCCCGAUCCUGCGCCCGCCGUCAGGGGCGGUGACAUCCCAUCUUAG
Molecule: messenger RNA, 1420 nt
Organism: Emiliania huxleyi CCMP1516
Lineage: Eukaryota; Haptophyta; Isochrysidales; Noelaerhabdaceae
Exons: 3
Coding region: 32-1420 (462 amino acids)
Molecular function (GO): phosphoprotein phosphatase activity
Source: RefSeq, a predicted model, not a curated record